Molecule: messenger RNA, 3095 nt
Organism: Oncorhynchus kisutch (coho salmon)
Lineage: Eukaryota; Metazoa; Chordata; Actinopteri; Salmoniformes; Salmonidae
Gene: wnt3a
Product: wingless-type MMTV integration site family, member 3A
Exons: 4
Coding region: 1-1056 (351 amino acids)
Biological process (GO): canonical Wnt signaling pathway; neuron differentiation; cell fate commitment
Cellular component (GO): extracellular region
Molecular function (GO): cytokine activity; frizzled binding
Source: RefSeq, a predicted model, not a curated record
AUGAUAUACCUUGGAUGUGUCCUGUUUCUUUGUGGGUUUACGCAUGCCAUACCAAGUUAUCCUAUCUGGUGGUCCCUAGCGGUGGGCCACCAGUACUCGUCCCUGGGCUCCCAGCCCAUCCUGUGUGGCUCCAUCCCUGGCCUGGUGCCCAAACAGCUGCGAUUCUGCCGAAACUACGUGGAGAUCAUGCCUAGUGUGGCCGAGGGGGUGAAGAUCGGCAUCCAGGAGUGCCAGCACCAAUUCAGGGGCCGCCGCUGGAACUGUACCACCAUCAACGACAAGGCCAUCUUUGGACCAGUGCUUGACAAAGCCACCCGGGAGUCAGCAUUCGUUCAUGCCAUUGCCUCAGCGGGGGUGGCGUUCGCAGUGACGCGGUCCUGCGCCGAGGGCUCAGCCACCAUCUGUGGUUGUGACACACGCCACAAGGGCCCACCUGGCGAGGGCUGGAAGUGGGGCGGAUGCAGCGAGGAUGUGAAUUUCGGCAGCAUGGUGUCCCGGGAGUUUGCAGACGCCCGUGAGAACCGGCCCGAUGCGCGCUCCGCCAUGAACCGCCAAAACAACGAGGCGGGACGAACGUCUCUGAACGACAACAUGUUCCUGAAGUGUAAGUGCCAUGGCUUGUCAGGCAGCUGUGAGGUGAAGACGUGCUGGUGGUCCCAGCCUGACUUCAGAGUUAUCGGAGACUACAUGAAGGACAAGUACGACAGCGCAUCAGAGAUGGUGGUGGAGAAGCACAAGGAGUCCCGCGGCUGGGUGGAGACUUUGAGACCCAAGUUCACCUUCUUCAAACCGCCCACGGAGCGAGACCUGGUCUACUACGAGAGCUCGCCCAACUUCUGCGAGCCCAACCCAGAGACAGGCUCUUUCGGGACGCGCGACCGUGCCUGUAACCUGACAUCACACGGCAUCGACGGCUGCGACCUGCUGUGCUGCGGCCGGGGACACAACACCCGGACGGAGGAACGGAAGGAGAAGUGCCACUGUAUCUUCCACUGGUGCUGCUACGUCAGCUGCCAAGAGUGUGUUCGAGUCUAUGAUGUUCACACCUGCAAAUAGAUAGGGCCUUUGGGACCGCUCUUUCUGCACAUCACCAAAUGUAUUUUUUUUAAAUACUUCAACGUAUAAAAGAGGAAGCUACUGUACGAGCCGGGCUCAGAGAAAUUGAGAGGCUUUGAUUGGACUUUGAUCAAGCAUUAGUUGACUUGUCUGUGGAUUCAGCUACAGUACAGUCACCUAAUAGGCAACCAAGAGGGCGGCCUGUCAUGUGAUGCUGUGGUGUCAGCCGCUCUUAGAAUGCUGAGGUAGUUCUAGAAUACAGAGGUGGACUCAUGGAGGCUCUAUUCAGAAAAUCAACAUAGUUAUGUUGAUGUUGAUGACCACCAUCUCAUCGAUAUGUUGAUGACCACCAUUUCAUCGGUAGAGGCAAAAGAGGAGACCAUUACAGAGUGAACUAUGAGUAGCCAAGGAGUGACUUUCAGUGACUUCCAGAAAGGUGUUUCAAGGCCUUGGUUUCCUUCCUGACACAACAAAAGAAAACUGUAGGUUGUAUAUGGCUACAUAAACUGUACUGUUGACAAGCACCAUGUUGGUGAAAAGUCUGUAUUCUCUAUGUAGACUCCUUCAUGUAUAGCAGAACAGCACUGUCUAAACCUUUAGGACACCAUACAAUCUAUUUUUCUAAAUAUUAAGUGGCACUCUGCUCUGCUUAUGAGUUUUAUAUAUCUACAAAAAAAGAACAGCAUUUCUGAGCUGUGUUCACAACUUUGUAUGACCAUGGUGCACUCAAAAGCACACAUUCUACUCGAUAUUUGCAGUAUGUAAGUGGUAACUAACUUUUCAACUGUUUUAUGAUACAUAUAGUGUUAACAUGUUACUAAUGUUGGGAUUAGAAUGCACUUGCACCUAAGUGAAUGUAGUUUUUACAUUUCUAUGUUCAUGUAUUCUCAAAUCCUGUCUUUUUUCGUCUGUGGUAUGAAGUAGGAUUACUCUGAUCACAAAAAGCACAUGAGCACAAAUCAACCAAAUCAAACAGGUUUGAAAAUAAUUUAUGUUUAUCCCUAUACAAUCUUCUAUCAAUGUCUCGUUGGGAACCCUGCUACAACUGCAAGCUCUUUGAAGAAAGUUUCCAAGAGUUGGCCAUAGAACGAUAGAUGAUAAAAAACAAAGUUUAGCCCAAAGACAAAUUACUUUCAGCUGGAGGAGGAUGAGGUGGUCAGAGAGUCUAAAGUGAGUUUGAAAGUUCAGCACUUGUGUCUAAUUGAAGAGAAUAAAGCUUGUUCUACUCGUUUUUAUCAGUGUUAGUAACCGUUCAGCAGAACACAGUAUGUGUAUCACCACGUGUCCCGGUGCAGACAGACCCAUGCUAUUUAGUGUUUGAAAAUGAAAAUAUGUGAAAGAGACUGGCCCACUAGUGUAAUUCUGUUUUCAUUAUGCCCAUGAAUGCAUGUAUACAGUCUUACUGUUUCCUAUCUGUAAGCUAUUACUAACUGUAAUCUGAAAUGCUUCUCAGAGUAUACUUCGUACUUUGUACAGUAUGUUAUGAACAGCAAUCUGAUGUCAAGUGGUAACCCAGCUGUAGUUUCUGUAAAACGAUGACCAAAAUCUGUGUAUCAGAUUCUGAUUCCUGGCUUAUAGAUAGAUGUAGGUUCUUAAUUUGAUCAACCUGUUUCAGGAGAACCUUCCUGCAAUACAGGACAUUUCAAACGUGUAGUGUAUUUAAGGUUUAAAAAGGCUUCGGAAGUUUAUAAUUUCCACUUUCAAAUUAGAUUUUCCCAUACAAAAAAUGUAUCAACCACUACAAAAAUGUCCAUUAAUUAUAAUCCACAUAAUAAUUCACAAACUGGUUCAAAUUAAGAUCCUACAUCUGUUUUCUUUCUCCUCCAACCUUACAAACUGCAGCAUCACUGAAACGAUCAAGAUUUCCCCUUUGUAUGCUGCUAAUUAUACAUGUAUGUAUGUAUUUAUGUAUGUAUGUAUGUAUGCAUGUAUGUACACUACAUGACCAAUAGUAUGUGGACACCUGCUCGACAAACAUCUCAUUACAAGUUCAUGGGCAUUAACCCUUUAGAGUCCAAGCCCUGUCUAAGCCGGGGGAU